This is a messenger RNA of Mycena citricolor, 738 nucleotides long. Lineage: Eukaryota; Fungi; Basidiomycota; Agaricomycetes; Agaricales; Mycenaceae. The record is from the annotation of a GenBank genome assembly.
CGACGACGUGACGGAUUCAAGUUGCAGGCCCUUCAACGUGAAAGCUUGAAAGCACCGCGAACUGGUCCAAUACAGAACGUCUCAUGAUCCGAGCUGCGCACCACAAUCUGCCUUCGACAAUGCAUUCCUCGCAAGGCCACCGCGCAUCUGUCAAAAAGUGCUUUUGUCAUCAGCUCAUCAGAAAAUCCUCACACCUAAGCUUCAUUGAUCAUAAUAGAAAUUCAGAAUCGACGGUGAGAUCUAGGCCAUGUUCCAGUGCUGACAAAAUCGAUAUCCCGGACGAAUGUCAAAUUUAACACGACAUCUUAUGGUCCUCCCAUCAAUGGUGUGUCUUCCCAAGGGGGAAAGUCUUUCUAUGAUCCCUCUCGGUCCUCUCAAGGCCGAUGCGAUGUCAGCGCUCGUUGAAAAGAUUGAAGUUGGCCUGUCUAUCGUUGUCACGACUGAGGAUCCGGUCCAACCGCCGUUCAGCUCGGAAAACAGGGGCAAUUUGCUAGUUGGUGAUGCUUGCAACAUAUACUCAGACUGGCGAUGUCGCACGUCUCAAUCCCGUAUGCUUUCCAAGGUCUCCUCGUUCCUAGCGAGCGCAGUGUCCAGAGCUUGUGCAUGAAGAGCCCGCGCACUCGGGUACGGAUCUUGGGAUACAGCGAUUUCCAAGCACUUCAUCGUCUUCUCAUGACAACCGUCUCCGUUUUGCGAUAAUUGCAGCGGUGACGCAGAGCGGUGAUGGAUGGCACACAG